AUGGGGUUUAUCGAAAACCAACACAUACGGAUCGUUACCUCUCAUCAUCACCCGGCUCAGAAGAAUUCUAUCAUCAGUUCAUUAAUAUACAGAGCCUUAACAAUUUUUAAACCAACUUCCCUGAAUGAAGAAUUAGAACAUCUCAACCAAGUCUUGACCAAGAAUGGGUACAACACCAAAGACAUCCAUCGAACAACUGAAAGACUGAAAAAUAAAAUCUCCAGUUCUACAAAUAUGAGUACAUCAAGUGAAAAAGAAGAAGAAAAAGAAGAUAAAAAAUGGACGACCCUUCCGUAUCUUCAAGGUACAACAGAACGCAUUAGCAGGAUCCUGGGUAAACAUAAUAUCAAAUGUACAAUAAGAGAACCUGAGAGAAAGAUCAGUACACAAAUUAAGGAACAACAGAGUACCAGGUACUGCCAUUUUAGUCAAUCAGCCUUGGCAGAACAUUGGAUGGAGACGGGACACUCGGUACAAUACGACAAAGCAACCAGACUAGCCUCCUCGCAAAGCUAUUUCGCCAGGAAAUAUCGUAAAGCCCUAGAAAUUCUGAAACAUCCCGACAACCUCAACCGCGACAAAGGUUAUGAAACAAACCCUAUUUGA
Messenger RNA from Nylanderia fulva, 606 nucleotides. The record is from RefSeq and is a predicted model, not a curated record. Lineage: Eukaryota; Metazoa; Arthropoda; Insecta; Hymenoptera; Formicidae.